This is a messenger RNA of Ahaetulla prasina, 3663 nucleotides long. RefSeq names its product inter-alpha-trypsin inhibitor heavy chain H3-like. Gene Ontology annotation, biological process: hyaluronan metabolic process. NCBI's taxonomy places the organism in Eukaryota, Metazoa, Chordata, Lepidosauria, Squamata, Colubridae. The record is from RefSeq and is a predicted model, not a curated record. Gene Ontology annotation, molecular function: serine-type endopeptidase inhibitor activity. The transcript has 19 exons. The coding region runs from base 549 to 3182 and encodes 877 amino acids.
CUCAUCCCGAGAAGUCCAUGAGUCUGUCGUUCGUUAGCAGCCUUCAUGAGAAGCACACCAGAUGCUUUGACAUUCCCUCCCACCCUUUCUACUUAAGUUAUUGCUUUAUCCUACAUGAAGGCGGAAGCCCAAUUUUCCACAAAUCUCUGUCUGAGUCUUAAAACUGCCAUUCAGCAAACUAUUUGGAGCUUUUUUGGGAAUAAGCAAUUUUGGAGUAGCUUUUAUUGCAGCUGGCUUCCUGCAGCAUUAUUUUGGGAUUAUUUUGAGAAAGUUUGGAAGAGAAGGAAAAUAACUUAAUCUGCUUUUUUUCCCCCCAAGGUAAAUGGGUGAGUAUUUUAGCCAGAUUAGAGGCUGCCUUUUCCCCGCAUGAUCAAUCUUUGACCCAGUUGUGGAAUUGUAAUCUAUUUCCAAGACUUUGUAAUUGAUUUGCAGACAUUGACAAAUAUUUGGUUUUCGGUCUGAGCUUCUGAUUUAUCUUUCACCAAAGUCACUGCAAGAGUGACUGCCUGAUCUUGUGCAUUCCUGCCAAUGUGCUUUAGUCUUUGAUCAUGGGGAGACAACUGCUGUUUUAUAUUCUUCUGGCAACAAUUCCUGUGGUUGGAUCAUAUGAUUUUCUAAUAAAUAAUAUCAGGAACAUCAAGAAGAGAAAUGUUGCAGAUACUAACACAGAUGGCAUCGAUAUCCAUAGCAUGAGCAUUGAUUCCCAUAUUACCUCUCGAUUUGCUCAUAAUGUCAUCACCAGUCGAGCCAUCAACCUUGGCAAUGCAUCUAAGGAAGCCUUCUUUGAUGUGGACCUCCCAAAGACAGCAUUCAUCACAAACUUCACCAUGACAAUUGAUGGUGUGGCAUAUCCAGGAACUAUAAAGGAAAAAGAAGCUGCUAAAAAACAGUAUCAACAAGCAGUUUCAAAAGGACAGACAGCUGGUCUAGUAAGGGCUUCUGGGAGGAAGACAGAAAAAUUCACUGUUUCAGUCAAUAUUGCAGCAUCCAGUGAAGUGGUUUUUGAGUUGGCCUUUGAGGAACUGCUGAAGCGAAGAUUUGGCUAUUAUGAGAUGUUCAUAAAAGUCAACCCAAAGCAGCUUGUCAAGAACUUUGAGAUUGAGGUCAACAUCUUUGAACUCCAGGGCAUCAGUUAUCUGGAAGCUGAAGGCUCAUUCAUCACCAAUGACUUGUUACCAGUCUUACAGAAGUCUUUUUCAGGAAAAGAGGGCAAAGUUUCUUUCAAGCCAACUCUGGAUCAACAACGGACCUGUGUAGACUGUCUCACAACACUACUGAAUGGAGAUUUUAUUGUGAAGUAUGAUGUGAACAGAGAAGCUACAAGCGACCUACAGAUCGUCAAUGGAUACUUUGUACACUUUUUUGCACCAAAAAAUAUUUUACGUUUGCCUAAGAAUGUUGUUUUUAUCAUUGAUGUCAGCAUCUCCAUGAGGGGACGUAAAUUAGAACAGACAAGAGAAGCACUGCUAAAAAUAUUAGAAGAUAUAAAAGAAGAGGACUACAUAAAUUUCGUACUGUUCGGGAGUAACGUGCACAAAUGGAAAGACACCUUAAUCAAAGCCACUCCCGAGAACUUGGCAGAAGCAAGACGUUAUGUUCAGCAGAUUGAUAUAGCUGGAUGGACAAAUCUUAAUGGUGGCUUAAUGGCCGGUAUUGAACUGCUGAAUGAGGCUCACAAAAAUGGUUCUUUGCCUGAAAGAAGUGCUUCCUUAAUUAUUAUGUUAACAGAUGGCAGACCCAUUAAAGGAGAAUUAAACACAGACACAAUUUUACAAAAUGUUAGAAAUGCAAUUCAAGGAAAGUAUCCUUUAUAUAAUCUGGGGUUUGGCUAUGAUCUGGACUAUGGAUCUUUAGAAAAGAUGGCAUCAAACAACGAUGGGUUGGCUCGGCGUAUCUUUGAAGAUUCUGAUUCUGCUCUGCAGCUGCAGGGCUUUUAUGAUGAAGUGGCCAAUCCUUUACUUACUGAAGUGGAGUUACACUACCCUGAAAAUGCCAUCUCUGAUCUGACUCAAAAUCAUUUUAAACACUAUUAUGACGGUUCUGAAAUUGUUGUGGCUGGACGCAUCAUAGACGAUGUUCUCAACAGUAUUACUGCAGAUGUGAAAGCUCAUGGGGCUGAAGAUGACCUAACUUUCUCUGAACAAUCAGAUAUUAAUCAAACAGCCAAAGCUUUUGAAGAUCAGAAGUACAUAUUUGGGACUUACAUUGAAAGACUUUGGGCUUACUUAACCGUUCAACAGCUUUUGGAAAAACGGAAUUCAGCGAAGGGCGAUGAGAAGACUAAUCUUACUGCCAAAGUCCUGGAGAUGUCUCUGAAGUAUAAGUUUGUGACUCCUCUGACAUCCAUGGUGGUCACAAAACCAGAAGACAAUAUUGAUAAAGCUGCAAUUGCUGACAAGCCACUAGAAGGUACCCAUAAAGGACAUAAUGACCCAUUUCUCUCUACAGUUGAUGGAGAUCCACAUUUCAUCAUAGACAUCCCACAAAAAGAUGAUCAUCUUUGCUUUAACAUUUAUGAAGAUCCAGGGAAAAUUUUAAACCUAAUCAGAGACCCUAGUACAGGCAUUACUGUCAAUGGACAGCUGAUCGGAAAUAACCAGAGCAGGAAUGAUGUCCAGCCACAGAACAGUUAUAUCGGGAGACUUGGGAUUCUCAAUGAAGAACUGAAUAUAAAGCUUGAAGUAACUCCUGAGAAAAUCAUUCUACACAAUGGCACAAAGCAGAUGACAUUCACAUGGUUGGAUGAAGUUACCUUACUACAUCCCACUCUGACCUUGAAAAUUAUCCGAAAGAAGAGUCUGGAAGUCUCUAUGGGAGAAGGAGCAACAUUUGUAAUAAUUUUGCAUCAAGCUUGGAGGAGGCAUCCAAAACCUAGAGAUUUUCUAGGGUUCUAUGCACUGGAUAGCCACAGACUGUCUGAAAAUACCCAUGGUUUAUUAGGUCAGUUUUUUCACCCAAUUAAUUUUACCAUACUUGAGGUCCAUCCUGGAUCUACUCCAGAAAAACCAGAUGCUACCAUGAUUGUUAAAAAUCACCAGCUGACAGUCACCAGGGGAUGGCAAAAAGACUACACUGAAGAUUCAAAGCAUGGCACAGAUGUUCCUUGUUGGUUUAUUCACAAUAAUGCAGAAGGUCUGAUUGAUGGCACAUAUACUGACUAUAUAGUCUCUAGUCUGUUUUAAUCAAACAGAUCUAAUUAUGGUUAUGGCCUUUUGAAACAAUAAAAUAUUAUUAUUCCAUGGCAUUUGUGCCUAAUCUGCAAAAUCAUAAUAAAUUAUAAUUUCUUCUCUAUAGUGAAAUACUCAGUGGUGGGAUUCAAGUAAUUUAACAACCGGUUCUCUGCCCUAAUGAUUUCUUCCAACAACCGGUUUGCCAAACUGUUCAGAAAGUUAACAACCGGUUCUCCCAAAGUGGUGCGAACUGGCUGAAUCCCACCACUGGAAAUACUCCUAUACCGUAUGCUUAACCAAAAAGAAUCACAAUCACCAGUUUUAUUACAGGGCAAGUCUCUUUUUAAUAUUAGCUCUGAUAAUUUCCUCUCUAUACUUAAAUGAAACAAAAUAUAACAUUGUUAGAAAGAAGUAUUUACCUUAUGUUAAAAACCUUAUAAAAUCUUGGAAAAUGUUAUAUAAUUUUCAACUGAUAUUAAAAUUUGUGCUUCAA